Molecule: messenger RNA, 5288 nt
Organism: Patiria miniata (bat star)
Lineage: Eukaryota; Metazoa; Echinodermata; Asteroidea; Valvatida; Asterinidae
Gene: smc5
Product: structural maintenance of chromosomes protein 5-like
Exons: 23
Coding region: 46-3285 (1079 amino acids)
Biological process (GO): double-strand break repair via homologous recombination
Cellular component (GO): Smc5-Smc6 complex
Molecular function (GO): ATP binding; ATP hydrolysis activity
Source: RefSeq, a predicted model, not a curated record
GUGUACUUGCCGCGAAAAUCGUGUGCGGAAAAAGCAGACGAAAACAUGGCGUCCAAAGUCAAGAAGCGGGGCCCGAAUUUGCAGCAGAUUUCUGGACAAAAUGCUGAUCACCACAACAAUACAACAAUGGUGAACGGUAUCUCCAGUAAAACGUCGAAGUCACAGUCGUCAAUGAAGGGUUUCGUCGAGGGAGCUAUCGUGCGCAUUUUGAUGGAAAACUUUGUGACCUAUGACAAAUGCGAAGUCCGUCCGGGGCCUCAUCUCAAUGUCAUCAUGGGCCCCAAUGGUACGGGGAAAUCCACCAUCGUAUGUGCCAUGUGCUUGGGGCUGGCUGGAAGUACCAGUUUGCUUGGUCGAGCAAAAGAGGUUGGAGAGUUUGUCAAGCAUGGUAGCAACGAGGCAACGAUCGUGCUGGAGUUAUUCAAACAGCCAGACAACGUCGUCAUAAGACGAGUGAUCACCAAGCAAGGCAACAGAACAGCGUGGUACCUAAACGACAGUCGUUGUCACAAGAGCGACGUCAUAGACAAAGUCAAGAGUCUGAACAUUCAGAUUAAUAAUCUCUGCCAGUUUCUGCCGCAGGACAAAGUGGUGGAGUUUGCAAACAUGUCCAAUAUAGAACUGUUGGAGAACACUGAAAAAGCGGUUGGUUCUCCUGAGUUGUACGUCAAUCACUGCCGACUUAAAAACUUCCGUAGUGACCAGAAAGAAAUGCUCUUGAAACACAAGGAGACGUCAGAUCACUUGGAGAAGUUAACGGUCAAGAACAGUCGUCUGGAGGCCGACGUGAAGCGUUACCAAGAAAGGCAACAUCACUUAGAAGUCAUUGAGACGCUGGAAAAGAAAAAGGCUUGGGUGGAAUAUGAUAUCAAGCGUAAGCUGUACGUGGAGUUAAAGAAACGACAAGAUGCUUUAAAGAAAGAGCUACGAGAGGCCCACGCCAGCAACGCUCCAAUCCAACAAAAACUGGACACACUCACAGCAAGGUUAUCAGAGGUCGACUCAAUCAUCAAGGAAAAGACAAACGAGUCUCGGCAGUUCGCCAAUGCUGCCAACAAGAAACACGAGAAGAUUGACGAGUUCUCCAACGAGUUGACCGAGAUACAAGACGAGCUGAAAUCCAAGCAACAAGAAGAAGAGAAGAGAGAGGCAAAGAUACGAGCUCAUCAAACUUUGGUUGAAGGCUGGCAGAGAGAGCUGGAGCAAAUUCCUGCUGCCGAUGAAAUUAAGCCCCAGCUUGACCAGAAUGCUGCCGCACUACGAGCUGUGGUCCGGGAAGUCAGCGGUAUCGAUACGGAGUAUAAUGGCAUCAAGACGGAACGGGAAUCCUUCCAGCGAGAAAGGAGAGAUUUGGAGACACGUCUAAGACGUCUGAACGACCAAAAAGACAUGCGCUUGCGAGAACUGCAGAAAUAUUACCGCGAUACCUACAACGCUGUCGAGUGGCUACGUUCAAACCAAGAUAUGUUCAAACACAAAAUACAUGAACCAGUAGCAUUAGUGAUCAACGUUCGGAACAAGGAGCACGCCAAGUACAUCGAGCAAGCCAUUCCCACCAAUGACAUGCUGGCGUUUGUCUGUGAGGACGCUGAGGAUAUGGAACUGUUCGUCAGCUUGGUGCGAGAGAAGCAGAAUUUAAGAAUCAAUGCAGUCAAGAGCCCCAACGUGCCACUAGCCAGCUUCCAACCUAAUCGACCCAUCGCAGAUAUCAAACGUUGGGGAUUCAACCAUUACUUGAAAGACUUGAUCGACGCUCCCGAAGCAGUCAUGGUGUACCUGUGUAAGAUGCACAGACUGUACAACGUCCCCCUAGGUAGCAGAGUGACUCAAGAUAGCAUCGAUAAAGUUGUGAAGGAAUCCGGUGUGACGAGGUUUUACACCCCCGACUAUCAAUACAGCGUCAAGCGAUCACGCUACGGUAAUCAUAAACAGUCCACAGAUAGCAGCUUUGUUCCCGACGCAAGAUUGCUCAACAUUUCCGUCGACAUGAGUGCCAAGCGAGAGUUUGAACAGAACAUACAGGAAAUCGAGCACCAGCUUGGAAUAGGACAGCAGAGAUACAAGGAGCUACAGCAACGCAGACAGGUCUUGAUGACACAAGACAAUGAACUCAAGGAGCAAAAGAAGGAGUUGAUACGCAAACGAGAUCGACAUAAGACCAUCAUGCAGAACAUCGCUGCUAAGAAAGAGGCGAUUCGCAAGUGUGAGGCGUCGGCCAUAGAUCUGGAGGCAGAAACGGCCAAGACGCAGAAGAAGAUCAAAACGAUCAACGAGAAGAAGAUCAAACUCGUCAAGGAAUUCAGUCAGCUCAUCAAGGACUGUAUUGCGAGGACUAAAGAGAAAGUUGAGCUGGGCAUGGGAUACGCCAUCGUCUUCAGUCAGAAGAACUACAUUGAGGCAACACAGAGAGAAGCUAACGCCAAUCUAAUACGCUUAGAGAAUGAGAAGGUUGAACUGCUGAAUCGAGUGAGAAACACGAAGGAUAUCGCCAGGCAGCUGAUCAAACGAGCCCAGGACUUGACUGGAUCAGAGGAGCCGUCUAAAGAACUCAGAGAGGCAUUCAGCACUUGUCCAGACGAUCUAGAUGAGAUUGAUCAGAAAAUUCACUAUGUCCGAGCCCAAGCCGACUGUCUGUUUGAAACUGACCAGAGAGUGGUGCAGGAGUUUGAACAGCGUAAAGUGGAGAUACAACGUCUAACUGAAGGGGUUGAACGUAGCCAAGAACGGAUUGACAGAAAGUUAGCCGAAAUCAAUGACAUCAAGCAAUCCUGGAGAGAUGAACUCAACGGUUUGAUUACCGACGUCAACCAACAAUUCUCCAACUUCUUCGAGGCCAUGGGUUGUGCAGGAGAGGUCAAACUACAGUUUGAAAAUGAAGAUGAUUACGACAAGUACGGAAUAUGCAUCCAGGUCAAGUUCCGUAAAGCGGAGCAGAUGAGAGAGCUCACCUCUCACUACCAGAGCGGUGGGGAGCGCAGUGUCUCGACAAUCCUAUAUCUGAUGGCUCUACAAGAACUCAACAAGUGCCCGUUCAGAGUCGUAGAUGAGAUAAAUCAGGGAAUGGAUCCCAACAACGAGCGUCGAGUCUUUGAGCUUGUCGUCCAGACAGCUUGCCGAGAAAACACAUCUCAGUAUUUCCUGAUCACGCCAAAGUUACUUCUGAAUCUGACUUACGGCCCCAAGAUGACGAUCAUCUGUGUGUACAACGGUCAUUGGAUGAUGCCCUACAACCAGUGGAACCUAGAUGCGUACUGUAGAAGACGUCGACGAUUACUCGUCCAGUGAAGAAUGCCGACACCGUCAUUCGUAGGUUAUUAACACCACCAGAAAUGGACUGUCGUCUGUUAAUUUCGUUAUUACGUGCUACAGUGUUCCCAUCUCGAAAGAUUUUUUUUACACGCAUGCUUACCAGAUAUUGACAAAUCUUUGCCAAGUUAAUGGUUAAAACACAUUCCAAUAUCCCAAGAGAGGCAUUCUAAAUGAAGAAAAUAUUAGUUUUAAGACCUCUGUAACCAAAGCAGAAUAGAACCUUCAUCCACCCUCCCCCCAAAAAGAAAAUUUCAAUAAACCUAGGCAAGUCAUGAGCUUUUUGGUUCAAAGAAUCGUUGUACCUUAACCACUUUGCACCGGGAUUAUUUUGACAUUGAGCGGACCCAGGCGUGGGAUUGUUUUUCAUGAACCUCGAUGCCAGACGGGUUCAGGCCGUCAUCUGCGGGUAGCACACCCUGAUAUUUCCGGCCUUGCUCGCUGCAAGUGGGUCACAGACAGAUAUAACCGGCCUUGCUCGUUGCGUGUUUAUUCGUCAUCUGUUCCAAAUACAGCAAAAACUUUGCGCGUAUAUACGUCAUCCGAUGUGAACUGAUAAGCUACUUUAAGUUUGUUUGUACAUCCCAAAAGUUCACAAUUCUUCUGUCAACAAUCGAGUACUUUUCAAUUAAGUGGUGAUUUUUUUUUACACGCAUGUUAUUUGUAAGUAAACAUUCAUGUUCUUUAUUAUAUCAUUUAUAUCUAUACUUUUAAUAUGUUUACAAAAUAUUAAAAAUAUUAACUGCAUGGGCGUAAGAGUUACUUGAGCUUGUUCGUAUCGUUGGGCAAACAAGUCAACUUUUUUUUCAUUACUUUUUUUUGUUUCCUAACAUUUGCAUGUUCUUGGAUGAUUUGCCAAAACCAUUGUGCAGAAAGUUAUAAUUUUUCAGUUUGUUAUUUUGCUGCACGAGAGUUCAUAAUUUGGUCAUUGUUCAGUAUAGGGUAGGCCAAUGUUUUUUCGUUUCAGAAGUGCAAAUUCCGUUUCAAAAAUCCUAAAUUCCGUUUUAGGCUGAAAAAUUCCGUUUUCACAUUUAUUCAAAAAUCGUGACAUUAACACUGCUCAUUUGUUACAUGGCUCGUCUGUUCAAUCAAUCAUCAACAGUUCAUUUUGGACUCAAUAAAUUUAACGAAAAUACGUUUUUUUAUCAAUAAAACUGCAGAGGUUAUUUUCUUCAGAUUCAAAUUCCGUUUUCUGUUUCGAGGAGCAGAUUCCGCGAAUUCUGUCCAUUUUCUGCGAUAGCGGAAAACCAUUGCCCGGUGGGUUGUACAACACACGCAUGAAGAUAGACACAUUUAUUGUAUGUUUCCUUGAAUCAUAAUGUCAACUUUUUAAUGUAAUCAUUUUGAGUACAAAUCAUUAUUACAGCACAGACAUAUCAAGCACACUCGUAUUGUCUUUGUACAUUGUGAUAAAACAAGGAUUCUCACCAUUUAACCAAGAAUUAUAUGGGAGAGGCAUUGAAUAAUUGUCGAUUUACGGUGCGAAAUGAAAAUCCUAUAGAGUCGUUUUUAGAGGAAAACCCACCAGUAAUCAGGAAUGUACUGAUAAGACUAAUCCAUAUGGUGUACUAGGUUGGAUGCGAACUUGGGUCAACCGAAACGGAAGACAUGAAAUUUAGAACUGUAUUUCAUGACCUUUUCUUAAAAGUGCUAAAUUUGGAAUAAAACUUCUCAACUUGUAUCUUAAUUGCAACUAGGUGUUGUGGUAAAGUACUGUCAAAAUCAAUUUUUACCAAUUUUUUUUUUUUUAUCGAAUCUGAAAAUUCUGAUUAAUAUGAGGAAUCUAGAUUAACAAAUAGCAUAAAUCUUUCUCAAAACAUUUUCUCAAACAGUCAGAACAAGCAUAGUUUCUUCAGUUGUGUGAUUUAUCAAAUUCCUGUUUUACAAUCCACACUGAUUAUUGCAUUUUACUGGUGCAUGAACAUUCUUUGUUGCCUUACAAUUGAAUCAAUAAAAAAGUUAUAUUUUGUUACCUAUUCUAA